Molecule: messenger RNA, 534 nt
Organism: Rotaria sp. Silwood1
Lineage: Eukaryota; Metazoa; Rotifera; Eurotatoria; Philodinida; Philodinidae
Source: the annotation of a GenBank genome assembly
AUGUCUGAAGCUAUUAAGGUAUAAUUUGCAAAUGCUGCACUUGACUUUUCGAAUAAAGUUAAAUCAAUCGUUAUUAUUACUGUCGACGAUGAAUCCAAUGAAAAUUCUUGUUUUCCAAAAACAUUUGCAUUAUGUAUUGAUAUUUUCAAAACUCAUGAUCUUGAUGCACUGUUUGUACUUGUUCAUGCACCUGGUCAAUCAGCAUCUAAUGCUGUUGAGCUUCGUAUGGCAUCACUUUCACAUGAUUUAAUGAAUUUAAUUUUACAUCAUGAUCACUUUGAAAGCUGGCGAAGGAGAUCAAAAUUUCUUAAAAUCUUUCCUCAACAUUUUCUACCACCACCUGUUCUAUUUGCACAAAUUUCAUCUGGUCUUGUUAUUACAGCACAUGAUUUCGUAUCGGAAAAAUAUUAUGGCUCAAUAUUUCAGUGUUUACAAUUAAAUAGAUUUGUCUGUGAAGAAAUUGAAUCUGACAGUAUUCCAUUUGAUCUUUUUUUGUACAACAGUUCAACAAUCACUUUCAAAACGGACAUGUGA